AUGAAAAUCUUUAAGUGCAAAUAUUUAAAUCAUGAAAAUGAAGAUAUAAUUGGAUUUUGCAUAAAUAAGAAUUGUUAGAAAGCAACUUAAUAUUGUUAUUAAUGCAUAACUUAGAAUCAUUCAGAUCAUAUUAAAGAUUGUAUUAGAUUUGUCACAAUGAGUGAAUAGAUCAACUAAUUCAAAUAAGUUUACAAAGAAUAAAAAAUAUAAAUCAAAGGAAUCAUCAUUCAAAUAAAGAAUUGUUUUGAAGAGAUUAUUAAAUAAAUGGAACAAGAAUAUACAAAAUUAGAAGUUAUGAAUCAAAACCUUUUAAACCAAGAUUAUUUAACUUUUAAAUCACAAAUUAACUUAAUCAAAUAGUUUUACUCAAAGGAGAAAGAAAAACAGAUUUGUAUAUGUUUGAAUAUAUUUUAUAGAAAAAUAGANAUAUAUGUCCAGAUAUAGUUGUUCAAUUUAGAGAUCCUAAAUAUCAAGGAGGAGAAGUUAAAAUGUAUUAAACCUCUUAAUCCUGCUUAAGUAGUUUUUAAGUAAAUAUUAAUUACCAAUUAGUUUCCAAAAUAUCGAAAACCAGCAUGA
This is a messenger RNA of Paramecium octaurelia, 576 nucleotides long. The record is from the annotation of a GenBank genome assembly. Lineage: Eukaryota; Ciliophora; Oligohymenophorea; Peniculida; Parameciidae.